Cylicocyclus nassatus is the source of this 937-nucleotide messenger RNA. The record is from the annotation of a GenBank genome assembly. Lineage: Eukaryota; Metazoa; Nematoda; Chromadorea; Rhabditida; Strongylidae.
AUGGUCUCUGCUGAUUCAGAAGACCACAAAGGCAGCGUCGCCAUCAUAGGAUGCGGCAUCAUGGGUACCGGCAUUGCUCAGGUGUGCCUGGCAUCCGGCUAUAGAGUUCAUCUCUAUGGCAGAAGUAGCGAUUCGUGUGUUAAGGCUAAAGACCAGUUGAGGAAAAACCUUGUCAAGAGCGCAACCAAGAAACGAGGAGAAGAUGCUAAUACGAUGGAUAUCCAAAAAGCAGUCGAUACCCAAAUGGCCCAUCUAGACCUCUGCUCCGACAUUCGUUCGGCGGUUACCGCUGCCGAUUAUGUGAUUGAAGCUGUAGUCGAGAAGAAAUCCGUCAAGGACGAUGUCUUCGCUGAAGCACAGCGCUACUGUCCAUCGCAUGCGAUUCUUAUCACGAACACAUCUUCAAUUAAAUUAUCUGAUAUGCUCUCAAGCAUUCAAGAACAUUCUCGUUUCGCUGGAUUGCAUUUCUUCAACCCUGUGCCUCUGAUGAAACUAGUAGAAGUGGUCAGCACUCCUGAAACUUCUGAGGAGACACAAGCUAGGCUAAUGCAAUUCUGUCAAUCUUUGGGGAAGCGACCUGUUUCUUGCAAGGACACUCCCGGUUUUAUUGUGAAUCGUCUACUUGUGCCUUAUCUACUCGAUAGUAUACGGAUGUUAGAACGAGGAGACGCAACUAAGGAAGACAUCGAUGCAGCAAUGUGUUAUGGCACUUCAUGUCCAAUGGGUCCCCUCACACUUUGCGAUUACGUUGGUCUCGACACGAUCGCUAAUGUCAUGUCAGUUUGGCGCGAAUCUAUGCCUGAGGAUGCGCGAUUCACUCAAAUCCCUCUGCUCGAGAAACUCGUCGCUGAAGGAAAGCUUGGACGAAAGACCAAACAGGGUUUCUAUAAAUAUUGAAUCGUACAUAAUAACUUGUUUAUUGUAUACUCGAUUUACG